Molecule: messenger RNA, 276 nt
Organism: Rhagoletis pomonella (apple maggot)
Lineage: Eukaryota; Metazoa; Arthropoda; Insecta; Diptera; Tephritidae
Product: actin-related protein 2/3 complex subunit 2-like
Exons: 3
Biological process (GO): Arp2/3 complex-mediated actin nucleation; actin filament polymerization
Cellular component (GO): Arp2/3 protein complex; actin cytoskeleton
Molecular function (GO): actin filament binding; structural constituent of cytoskeleton
Source: RefSeq, a predicted model, not a curated record
AUAAACUCUUGUGUCCUGGGUCUUCUCUUUUCAGUUCUUUUCCCUCGACAUACUAGCAAGGCGACACGGGGUAACACCAUUAAUCUAAUACACAUGUUCCGAGAUUAUUUACACUAUCAUAUUAAGUGUUCAAAAGCGUACAUUCAUUCUAGAAUGCGCGCAAAAACUUCAGACUUCCUGAAAGUACUUAAUCGUGCCAGACCGGCAACGAAAAAUACGGAAAAGAAAACAAUAACGGGGAGAACAUUCAUUCGAAAGGAUUAAAUUGUGGACAAU